CUAUGGUUACUGGUUAGCUUGCUUUUGCGGCAUUUUUGUUGGGGGCCGGUCUAUUGUGUGAAAUUAUUUUGUGUAGUUUAUAACAUAAUCUUGGUGUGUUAUUGAGGUAAUUACAGUUUUGAUAUAAUCCAUGAUAUUUUAGUGUGAGCGAAACCACAAUGGAUAUAAACAAGGCGGAUUAUGAGGACGAUAAUAAGACUCUCGACAAGAAGCAGAUAGAGGCUGAAGAAAAAGAAGUAAUGCUCAAGGCUGAGGAAAUCGAGUCCGCGGAGACGAAAGGUGAUGACGGGCCCGUGAAGACGGCACUUUCUGGCGAUCUGACUGAGCAGGGCCGAGAAGUAAAACCCAAGUUUAUACCGAUAGGCGCCAUCAAAAUGCCUGGUUUCUUCACCAAGAACUCCGACAAAGAUAAGUCAAAGGAUGAAGAAUCAGCUAUUGAAAAAGAAACUGAAAAUGAAAAGGCAGAUGAGAGCUCUAAAGUAAAAGAGAAUAAAUUCCAAUUUCUGCAAAAGUUUACUAAAUUCUUGCAACAACCCGAAAGUGACAAUGAGGAAAAAGAACGUAAAAAAGGCCUAUUUAACAUUAGAUAUCCAAGAGUCUUCCAGAAACGUGGUAGUGCACCAAACAAUGCUGAUGCUACUCUUGCUUCCAUGGAAACUUUGGAUGACAAGCUUGACACACCCAAUGAUGGCAUGGAAACCGUGAAAUUGGAGCCUGUUGAAGUAGAAGAAGGUAAAGUGGCAACAAAGCUCCCAUUGAAAGAAAGGAUUCGCCAGAAGAAAUUUAUCAUAGAUGAUAUUGUUGUCGGCGGAAUUGUGAUUCUAGUCUUGGUAGCAGUUAUUGUGGGUAUAAUUAUUGGAGCGAAUGCUGGCCCACCAGCAGAACGUCCUCUACGCCUCGGCCGCUACAUCACGACUUUCACCAGCUGUGGACCUGUUGAGGGAAUUCUUGAUGAAGGAGUAUACAAGUUUUGGAGCAUUCCAUAUGCCCGCCCACCAACUGAAAGCAAUAGAUUUACCUAUGCUAAACCCUUGAACCUGUCAACAUGCUGGAAUGGAACCUAUGAUGCAAGGACAAAAGGCCCUCUCUGCUUACAGUUUUUGGAAAAUGCUACAAUUACUGGUGAUGAAGACUGCCUGACACUUGACGUUGUGACUCCUCAUGUAAGAUAUGACUCGCCGUUACCAGUUGUUGUCUUGAUUGGAGCUAAUACGUUAGCGGGAGGAAUAAGUCCCGCUCAACCUUCGGCGUUGUACUCUCGCACCAAAGAAGUCGUGUUCGUACGUCCGAAUUUCAGGUUAGGACCUUUUGGAUUUUUAUCCUUAGAUAUUUUAUCAAAAAGUAGGUACCCACAUACCUCAGGCAACUAUGGACUGAGUGAUUUACUGAUGGCAUUAAAAUGGGUUAAUUUGAAUAUAAAACAUUUUGGAGGGGAUCCACAAUCUGUAACUUUAUUGGGUCAUCGAGCGGGUGCUACAUUGACUGCCGCUUUAACUACAGUUGGUGCAGCUCACAAGCUAUACUCUCGAGUGUGGCUAUCAUCUUCCUCCGUCAUUUUCCCGGGUGAACCAUUAGAACAAUCUCAAAAAUUAAACAAGGGUUUUAAAGACAUGAUUAAAUGUAAUGACGCACAUUGUUUGCGUCAAACUUCUACAACUGAAGUACUAACCCCAGAUAUUUGGUUGGAAAAUUAUAUCGGAAAACUGCCUUCUAGUGAUGAAUCCAAGCAUUCCUUGUUAGUUUUAGAUGGAGAAAUACUUAGAGUCCAUGCUUAUGAGAGUUGGGAUGUUCAAAAAGAGAGUAAGAAGGACAAAGUUUUUAAACCAAUGGUGUUUGGUACAACUCAACAUUCUAGUCACUCAGAUCUCCUAAAGAAAAAGUAUUUAAAUUGGACAGCUGAUAUUGUUGAAAAAAUUGUUAAUGAUAGUGUGAUCGGCGAAAAGAACUUGACUUCCUCGGUAUUUACUCAUGUCAAUAAAACUUAUGAAGGUCUGAUAGAAUUGAUUUCAGCCAUCCGAACACUGUGUCCUUUGGUAAGUCUCGCUAGACUACGUCUUGCAGUUCCAAUGUAUGUAGUGCUCGGAUCUGGCGCUGGCGGAGGCGCCGGCGGAUCAGGUAUCGCUGGUAUAAAUGCUGACAUAGAAGCCAUUCUUGGCACUUUUGACUCGGAAAUGCCGGAACAGCGUCGAUUCAUGGCAGCAAUGCAGCAGCUAUUUUACUAUUACGUAUGGCAUGGUCACUUGCCAGGCCCUGAAAGUGGUUUAAUCCAAGUAGGUCAAGAUUUACUCCCUCUUAGUGGCUUGCCUCUUUGUGACUUACUGAUUCGGGAAGACAUUGUACCUCGGUACGCACAUAUUGACUAAUCUUUUAUACGAUCCCGUAAUUAAUUCCUAAGAUUUUGUUAUGAAUUUAUAUAUCACACUAUACUUGCCCCACUAUUCUGUAAACAUUUAAUUUAUAUUGUGUAUGUGUCAUAGGUAAUUACGAAUAGAUAGUAAUGUGUACUCAAAAUCAGGACAGUUCGAAUAGUAUUUUGUAAGAUUUGUAUUGCUUAUUUAUGAAAAUCCUAAAGUACAAAAUGUCUAAAAUAUUUCGUUAACCUUGGAACUUUUUAAUCUCUUCAUAUAACAAUAUGGUAUAUAACAGUGGUUUAGACGAUAGAUUUAUAAUUAAGGAUAACAUUUUGUGAGACUGAUGGAACACUGAUCUCAUUUGAUCAAGAAGUCUCUUUUUUCUACUCAUUUUAGUGAUGUAUUAAAAUUAUCUCAGUUACCUUUAUUUUUAGACAUUUUUUUUUCUACUUUUAUAUGAAAAAUGAAUGUUUUAUAAAUGUAUUUAUAUAGAAAUAAAAAAGGCCAUUGAUCUUGAGGCUUUAUAGUACCUACGAGAAAAUCAUAUGCAAUUAUCAGACUACAAUUUAACUAAGUUAAGCUUUAAAAUGACCUUCUGAGACUUCAAAGACUGACCUAUCGCCCCACCAUACAUACUUCCAAAUUCACAUGAUUAGUAUCGCUAGUUUUAUAAUCAUUAUUUUGAUAUUGGACUUAUAUUGAUUGAAGAAAUAAUUCCAUUGAAAAAUCACCAAAGAUGUGUUACUAUUAAACACUUGCCCUUUAGAAUAGAAUUCUCAAGAUCAAUGCCCUAGUUGUAUCUGCUAAGGUUAAUUAUUGUAUUAUGCUGCCGAAGUGAGAAUAGACGUAGGUUUUGUGUGUGAAAUAAUAUUAAUUGUACGCUUUUAUAUGUAUAGUAAGUAAUAUUACUAGACUGUAGCCAAUCGCAUCACAUUGUGUCCAACCUUCAGUAUUGAGCUUCUUUAUUAUGCUUAAAUAAUAAUGUUCGUUGUUUUUUUUUACUAUAGAUAUAAGAGACAGCCAUCACUUAAUGUAUACAGGUUUUUUUACUUACCAAAGACCGAGGGGACGAAUAUAAUGGUUGUGGACAACAUAGACUCGUGCAUUGUGAAACUAAUCAACCUAAACUGCCAUGUCGAUAUAUUUUAACAAUAGUACCUUCAUUUUAAUUUAAAAUUCUGAAUUUAAAACUUAGUAAGUACUUAUUUAUAUCGUCUCAAAAUAAUUGUGAUUUUACAAAGUCUGAUGAAUCCAAAGAAACGUUGAACAAUUAUCACCAAUUUUUGCUAUAUUGAUAAGUUAUUUAUAUGUUAUAUGAUUGUAUUACGCAUGAAUUUUAAUCGAUUUAAUGUUGCGUAUAUUGCCAAAAUGCCGCAUGAAAUUAAGUUAUUAUUGCACUCGCGCUAACUGUAGCUAUGACUUUGUGUAAUUUUGUAAAUUGAUACAAAUAAAUUGGUGUAAGACUGAAA
Helicoverpa zea (corn earworm) is the source of this 3820-nucleotide messenger RNA. RefSeq names its product neurotactin (gene Nrt). The record is from RefSeq and is a predicted model, not a curated record. The transcript has 7 exons. Bases 159 to 2363 code for a protein of 734 amino acids. NCBI's taxonomy places the organism in Eukaryota, Metazoa, Arthropoda, Insecta, Lepidoptera, Noctuidae.